Molecule: messenger RNA, 1938 nt
Organism: Musca domestica (house fly)
Lineage: Eukaryota; Metazoa; Arthropoda; Insecta; Diptera; Muscidae
Product: protein insensitive
Exons: 2
Coding region: 330-1793 (487 amino acids)
Biological process (GO): negative regulation of Notch signaling pathway; positive regulation of neuron differentiation
Cellular component (GO): nucleus
Molecular function (GO): DNA binding; transcription corepressor activity
Source: RefSeq, a predicted model, not a curated record
CAAAUAAUUAUACUUUGUGUGUGUAUGUGUGUUGCGUGCUGUUCCGCUUGUUUAGAUUGUGGCGCGUUCUGUUCAUUUACCUACCCGGCCAUACCUAUUAAGGGAAUAGGAUUUCAUUGCAGUUAGAAAUAAAUGGUAUAUGGCUUACACACUCGUUCACAGACAUUUUCCACCCCUAAAUUUGUGCAGCCCUCUUACGAUCGUGUAUGAACGUGCAACAAGAACUAGGAAUUUAGGUAGACAAAUUACAAAGGACAUCGCAGCAGGCCGACAGGCAUGCCAAUGAGACUAAUCCCUGGCACAAAUUUUGUGUAUAUUCAAGUACGCUCAUGAAACAAACAGCCAGUCCCGAUCGAAACGACAAAGAGCAAAGUGGUUUUGCUAAAACGCAUUCUAAAUUGAAUUAUUCUCGUUCAUCGAAUAUUCCUUUCUUCAAAAUGGAUCCCAAAAUGAUAUCAUCACAAAUCAUAGUUAGGCCACAACAAAGAAUUCCCAUAAAAGUGGUAACUGCCUGUUCCCAGAAUUUCAAAGGAAUUCCAGAUCAGAAACAGGAACGUCCCCUUAUGGUAAAUGCCUGGUCUCAAACCACUGGUGAUGACUUUAAUUUCCUACACGAACUAGAACAGAAACAAAAAUCAUCGAAACGAGAGGAAGAACUUAUGGAAAAAAUACGCAUUCUUGAGGAGAAUCUUAAAGCACACACCGAAUUGUUGUCUCAAAUACAUGAAACCUCUGCCAGAACAUCGGCAUUACUUGGACAAAGCAAUCAAACAAAACCUAUACAAAUACAAACUAUUGAAUCGUUAUCGCUUCAACAUUCCCAUCCUGUCCCCAAGGUAGAACGUUCUGAACACUCACCCAACAGUUCCAGUCACGAUCCAAUGCAAAACAGCAGAACAUCGUCCCCGAAAAGUGUAAGCUAUACCAUCAUUGCUGAAGGUUCAGGUGAUGGGAGCCACGAACCCAUUGAAAUACAAUUAGCUGAAGAUGAUGGGGCUCUGAAUCUUAACAGUUCGGCGGAUUCUGGUCGUUUGGAAAUUUGUCUUACCUCAGAUGAGGUUGACAUGAAAAACGAUACAAUUUCAACACCAAAUACUUCGCAAAUAUCCCGCAGUAACUCAAUGGCAUCGCUUACCAAUAGUACUGAACAUAAUGGCAUAAGAAAACGGAAAUUCGAUGCGUAUGAUGCUGGAAAAGAAAAUGAAAGCACCAACUACUAUUUCAACGAGCAAGGGGUUUUAACAAAUUCCAACAAAAAACACUCAAGUGAACAAACACCCCAAAAAAGUCUGCUAAAACCGGUGAAGGCAGAAAAUCUACUGGCCUCAACAAAUGACUAUGGUGUGAACGGCCAAAAUUUUAAUACACCAAAAAAUAACAACAUCGAUUUAGACAAUAAAAUCAACAAAGACUAUGUCAUGGUCUCAAUUGGUCCAAAUAACACUAAAAUACCCGCCAAGGUGUAUGAGAGUAUGAACUGGAGUUCGGCAUCGAUUGCAACACGAAAACUGCUCAUGUCCAUAUUUAAUAGACAGACUUUGGCAACCCACUCCAUGACGGGCAAACCUUCCCCGGCAUUUAAAGGCCAUGGUAAGCCCCUAAAGCAAAUGCUUGAUCCUUUGGCAAUACAGGACAUUAUCUUUGCUGUGACGCGAAAAUGUAAUGUAUCCGAAAAGGAAGUUCGCAACGCCAUUACAACCAAGUGUGCCGAUGAGAAUAAAAUGAUGAAACUACAAAUGAACAAACGAACGCCAAUGCGUGAAAUGAAUAAAGAAAACAUAGAAUAUAAGUAGCCUGCAUUCGUAGGCAUUGCAUAGAGUCGUAAUCCCAAGGAUUGUCGCCUUAUUUGUUAAUAAUUUGUUUAAAAUUUUCGCCCAUACAGCACUAAGGUACAAAUUGAUGAAAGGUUUUUUUUUACAAUAUAUUUGCAAGAACAUA